Messenger RNA from Metschnikowia bicuspidata var. bicuspidata NRRL YB-4993, 2724 nucleotides. RefSeq names its product Zcf27p (gene ZCF27). The transcript has a single exon. Gene Ontology annotation, molecular function: zinc ion binding; DNA-binding transcription factor activity, RNA polymerase II-specific. The coding region runs from base 1 to 2724 and encodes 907 amino acids. Gene Ontology annotation, biological process: regulation of DNA-templated transcription. The record is from RefSeq and is a predicted model, not a curated record. Lineage: Eukaryota; Fungi; Ascomycota; Pichiomycetes; Serinales; Metschnikowiaceae.
AUGGCGCCCAGCCCAGCCGCCCACAAGGCGUACCACGAUCUCCACUCCAGCGCCGCCCCGGCCGUGUUCAGCGACACGCUCCUGGCGUCGCUGGUCAGCCAGCACUCCGCAGACCUUUCCGGCGGCGAGCCGGUGCGGCCCGCGCCCACCAACGGCGGCGCGGACCCGCGCGUCAGGCCGGAACCGGCGCCCCUGGCCCCCGCCGGGCCCAAGCACGCCUCGGGCCGCAAGCGCUCGUCCACGGCGUGCGACAAGUGCCGCCAGAAGAAAAUCAAGUGCGACAACGUCAAGCCGCGCUGCGGCUCGUGCGCGCGCAACGGCAUCAGGGACUGCUGCUACAGCUCGGAGACCACCGGCCCGGACUUCUGGCUCCUGGAAAUGGCGUACAACGGCCUCGCGUCGAAGCUCGACGGCAUCAUGGAGGAGCUCCGGGGCCGGGGCGCGCGCGCCGCGCCGCCCAAGAAACGCCGGACCCACGCGUCGCCAGGCCCCGGCAUUCCGCUCUGGGACGCGUCCCUCACCAGCUUGUUUGCGUGGCCGUACUUGCAGGAACAGCUCGGCUGGGACCCCCGCCACGCGGCGCGCCACGUGGGCCGUGUGGUGUCGGCGUGCGAAGAGCCCAGUGCGUGCUGGCCCGCGCCCGGGUCCGUGGAGGAGCAGCUCGCCACGGCCGCGGCCGUCGAGGCCGACUUCCAGCAGCACUUCGGCUCGCAUCUCAACGCGUUCUUGAUCAACUCGCACACCAAGGUGCCGUUCUUGGACAUUGCGGAGCUCGUCGAGCUGCUCGAGGUGUUCACCUUGAUCCGCAACGCCGAUCCCCGGGUGACCGUGCUGCGGCUCCUCGCGGAGUUCCACGCGCUCAGAAGCACCGAGCGGGUCGGGGCCUGCUACUCCCGCGCGCUCGUGGCGGCCGGAAGGGAGGACUCGCGCGGCCUCCAGAAGGCGUAUCGGAAUCUCUGUGAGACCAUGCCCAUGUUGUUGAUGGUGUGUGCCAUCGGCGUCAUCUCGGUGCCGGUCUCGCUCGACAACAUCGGCACCUACGAAAACUCCCUCGAGGAACGCGCGUCCAUGGGCGCACACAAGACCCCCAAAGCCGCAGCGGGCCCUGCGGCUGGCCAAAACAGAUUUGCCUUGAGCCAGAUGUACAUUGCACACGCGGCUUACGUGACGGCCGUCUUCCCAAAGUCCUUGAGACCAUCCACGAUCCCUUCGGUCAAGUACCACGUGUUGCUAUCCCAGUACCACCACGAUACUCUCAAUCCCUCGUUAGCCCAUGAGGAAAUCAUCAUCGCCAGCACCGGCUUGGUGCUAUUCAUCGAAAAGACCAGAAUGAGAGCCGGGCUCGCCGCUGGUCUGGCCGAUGUCCCGCGCGACGAUGCCCUCGUCAACAGGCUCUUCUGGACUUGCUUGAAGCUCGAGUGUGAAUUGCGGGUGGAAAUGUGCCCUCAUGUUCCCCUUUCAGCGAUUACUCAGAUCACGCCGCCUUCGUCGUUUUUCAAGAUCCCAGACCCCUUCCAAGAAGGAGAUCACACGAGCGAAAGCAUCAGAAUCGCCAACAAGUACGACGACCAAAACACUUGGUACUACUUUCUCACCGAAAUUGCAUUGAGAAAGGUGGAGAACAACAUGCUCGAUGAAGUAUACCGCGCCAGGCUGGACCGCUUCCUUUGGGACUGUCCGAGGUUUGCCAAAUACCACGUGUGGAAGCUCACCAUAAAAUAUCUGAACCACUUGAAUAGCAUCGUCGCUUCUCUCACCCCUGCUAUCAGAAAAUUCGUCUUGAUGGAAACAGAUCCAGCACAGAUCUAUGCUUCGAUUAAACGAAAAGCUAGUAGGAGAAAGAAAGCAGUGUGUGAAGAAGAUCAAAUUCCCCAGAUACUAGACGACUUUUUGGUGGACGAGGACUUGCUCCAUCAUGCCCAGUCUGAAGCGGUCAUGUUCAUCAAAACUAGAAUUCUUAGUUCCAAGAUGAUAUUGAUGAGGCCACUUGUGUACAUGUGCUUGCAUGGUCAGAUUCUGUUCGAGGAAAUCACAGAGGCAGCCGCUGAAGUCUUAGCACAAGCUCAAGUCAGUCAGCCUGACCUGAGUUUCAAUGAGUUUCCUGACGAAAUGUCCCAUUCAAGCAGUACGACAUGCACGGGACUGGCGUCUGAAAGAUCCAUCUAUCUGCUGGCAGCUAUGUUGAAUUUUCUUGAUAAUGAUGACGAAGAUCUUGAAGAAGGUGAGGUACAGCAAUCUUAUCUCGAGAACCUAAGCAAGACAUCGGGCCUCGAGGAUUUUAGUGACCUAGUGGAGCUUGCCGAGAGCAAUGAUGGGCUGGAGGAAUCUUAUCAGACUGACUACGAUAUGGCCAGGAAAAGGGUUUUGAAAUGGUUUGUGGCGGGCCUCAUUACCAUUCCAAAGCUCACCAUUCCCAAAUUGAGUCUGUAUAGACAUCCAGGCUCCUGGUACUAUAUCCGAAACUUGGUUUUGGGCGUCAUAUUGCUGUUUUUGAUGUACAGAAGGACUCGCGACUACGUUGUGAAUUUGAUGAAAGAGUCCAAAGCUUAUGACCAAACUACGAACAACACGCAGAGCGUUGAAGUAUUGAGCCUGAUAUUCAAAAAGGAAGAUGUCCAGACACUAUUGGAGCAUGCUCUUUUAGUAUUGGACUACUGGAAAGAAGAGCGUAAGGACUGCGCGGUAUAUGGCGAGUACUUACGCCAGUGCUUGAGCUGUCUUUGA